UCGGCCGGUGCACGCGCACGCCCGCGCCUUUCUCAGUACUCUUCGAUCGGAUGGAGUGGGUGCUCGCAGAGGCGCUGCUUGCGCAAAGCCAGGACCCCCGGGUCCUGCUUGGGAGUCUGUGCCGAGGGGAGGCAUCGGCGGAGCGCGUGGAGACGCUGCGCUUCCUCCUGCAGCGGCUCGAGGACGCGGGCCCAAGUCUCUUUUGGUGGUCUGAGAAGAAAAAAGAUGAGCUUCUAAAAUUUUGGGAAAAUUAUAUUUUAAUUAUGGAAACGCUUGAAGGGAAUCAGAUACAUGUUAUAAAGCCAGUCUUACCAAAGCUAAACAAUCUGUUUGAAUAUGCAGUGUCAGAGGAAAAUGGCUGUUGGCUUUUCCACCCGUCCUGGCAUUUGUGUAUUUAUAAAAGAAUGUUUGAAAGUGAGAAUAAAAUUCUGACCAAAGAAGGUGUCAUCCAUUUUUUGGAGCUGUAUGAAACAACAGCUGUUCCAUUUUCACCGGAAUUUUCUGAGUUUAUCAUUGGACCAUUAAUGGAUACUCUUUCAGAGAGCUCAUUGUAUAGCAGGUCCUCAGGCCAGCCUAUAGGAAGUGGUUCUCCAUUGGGAUUAAAAUUAGAGAAGUUUUUAGUCACUUACGUUUCUCUUCUUCCGGAGGAAAUGAAAAGUAAUUUCCUAUUGAAGUUUCUUCAGAAGAUGAGUAACAGACAUUGGUGUGCUGUUCCCAUUUUGUUCCUGUCUAAGGCAUUGGCAAAUGUCCCAAGAUGUAAGGCCCUGGGUCUAGAAGGGCUUCUUGCUCUCAGGGACGUCAUCCAGUGUACUAUGAUCACACAUCAGAUUCUGUUGAGAGGGGCAGCGCAGUGCUUCCUUCUUCAAACAGCGAUGCAUUUGGUGGAUGUGGAGAAAGUGUCGCUGUCUGAUGUCUCUACUUUUCUCACAUCUCUGAAACAAGAGGAGUGUUUAGGGCGAGGAACUGCCUUGUGGACAGAGCUCUGCAAUUGGCUGCGUGUCAACGAAAGGUGUUUCAGGCCAACCUCUAUUUGCGGCCCUGACGGAUUUCCAGAGACAUCUCUGAAUGUUUAUGUGAAGAACCUGGUCCAGGAGUAUAUUAAGUCACCUGCUUGGGAAACAGGAGAAAGCUGUUUUAUGCCUGACUGGUCUGAGGCCAGGCUGACUGCUCUGAUGAUCUUGGUAGCUGUGGACGUGGACGGAAUGAAGACUGAGUACAGUGAAAAGCGGAGAACACAGAAUGUGUUGAGGAUGUUCCUAGACCCCCUUCUGGAUGCCCUGGGGAAGCUGGGAACCAAUGCCUACAUGCCCUUGCUGAGGACCGACAGAUGCCUGCAGCUGCUGGUGAAGUUGUUGCACACUUGCGUGUUGAAAAGUUCUGGCCCCCAAGAUGAUGAGGUAUCUGCUCUUCUCCAGAGUGCCGCCAUGUCUGCCGCUGAGAGUAUUUGUCAGUUUGUCCUCAGAAGACUGACCAUGCGUGAGCUUCAGACUGUUGCAGAUCUGGAUCGUUGCCAUUUAUACCUCACGCUGUUAACUGAGCUCACAAACCUCCAUCUGAAGGUGGGGUGGAAAAGGGGCAACUCCAUCUGCAGAGUUCUUCCUCCUUUGAAAAAUGCAUCUAUGCGGCAUCUUCAAGAGAUGGAAAGUGGACAGGAGCCGACUCUUGGUGAUCAGAUCCAGAGGGUAGUCAGUAUGGCCACUUUGGCCACAGUAUAUGAGGCCGGUGCCCUGCAGCCUGCGUCAGAGCUGGAUUCCCUCGAUGCUGAGCCCAUGGACAGGUUUCUAUCUGCUUUUCCAUUUAAUCAGACGCUAGAGAAGCCCCGUGCCAAGGAGCAGGGCCACUGUGCUCACCCCAUGGAGAGCAGCAGUUUCUUUGAAGAGUCAUCCUCCCAAGGAUGGGGGAGAGUGGUUGCACAGUACAUCCAUGAUCAGUGGGUCUGUCUCUCCUUCCUGUUGGAAAAAUACCACUCCCUGGUUCCGGCCGCACAUGGCACCGUUCCAGAGCCCUUGCUGCCCGCCAUCCAGAUGCCAGCUCAGACUCUGCGAUCUGCACUGGACGCCCUUUCCAUCCUCCCUUCUGAGCAGGUCCUGCCCGUGUUCCGUUGCAUGAAGGUGCUGGUCCCCAAGCUCCUGACAUCCGCUGAAUCACUCUGUAUAGAGUCUUUUGACAUGGCCUGGAACAUUAUAUCUUCUUUAAGCAACACUCAGCUAACAUUCUGGCCUAAUUUAAAGGCUUUUGUUCAGUUUGUUUUUGAUAACAAAGUUCUCACCAUUGCUGCCAAAAUCAAGAGCCAGGCGUAUUUCAAAAUAAAAGAGAUUAUGUAUAAGAUAAUCGAAAUGUCUGCCAUAAAAACUGGAGUCUUCAAUACACUGAUUAGUUACUGCUGCCAGUCUUGGAUAGUGUCUGACUCCAAGGGAUCUUUAUCCAGUGCCAAAAAUUACAGUGAACUUGUCCUGGAGGCUUGUAUAUUUGGAACCGUGUUUAGGCGCGAUCAGAGACUUAUUCAGGACAUACAAACCUUCAUAGAAAAUCUUGGACAGGAAUGUGCAGCAAAUGUCAUUAUGGAAAAUACUAAAAGAGAAGACUAUUACGUGAGAAUCUGUGCUGUCAAAUUCUUGUGUUUAUUAGAUGGCUCAAACGCAUCCCACAAGUUGUUUGCAGAAGAUAUUGCAGUGAAGCUAUUGGAUAAAGAUGAGUUGGUUUUCAAGACCAGAACUCGCUACUACGAGAAUUCUCUCCAGCACCGCGUGAAGAACCGGAUAUGGCAGACUCUGCUCAUACUUUUUCCCAGCUUUGACCAGAAUUUCUUGAAUGGAAUUAUUGACAAGAUUUUUCAUGCUGGUUUCACCAACAAUCAAGCUUCCAUAAAAUAUUUUAUAGAAUGGAUUAUUAUAUUAAUUCUUCAUAAAUUCCCUCAAUUUCUUCCAAAGUUCUGGGAUUGCUUUUCUUAUGGUGAAGAAAAACUUAAAACAAGCAUUUGUACAUUUUUAUCAGUUUUGUCCCAUUUUGGCAUCAUCAUUCAAAAUAUUCCAGACAAGACCCCACUUCUGAAGCAGGCCGUCCUCAUCGCACUGCAGUGGUGUCUCAGCCACAACUUCAGUGUUCGGCUGUAUGCUCUUGUCGCUCUGAAGAAAGUCUGGGACGUAUGCAAAGCACUAGGUGUUGAAGAGUGUAAUGCGUGGACCACUGUCAUCGAGCGCAGUCUCAGCCAAGCAGAGAGCAUGCAGGGAACAGGGAAUGCCAAGAAGAAUUGGCAACGCAUCCAAGAGCAUUUCUUUUUUGCAGCAUUUCAUCCACUGGAGGAUUACUGUCUGGAGACGAUAUUUUACAUCCUUCCACGGCUUUCAGGCGUGAUCGAAGAGGAAUGGGUUGCUGCUGGUAAAUUUGCCAGCUUCACAGACAUCCCUUGUAACACAGGAUCCCAGUGGUACUUCUCCCACACUCCGCUUAGGGAGCUCAGUCCGGGGGACUGGUCUCAGCAGGACGUAGGUUCUAACAUGGGUGAAGCAGCCAGCCAGUCAGAGUGGGUUGAUGUCCAGAAAAAGAUCAUCCCUUGGAGACACGAGGGCCCCAGUGCAGACCUGGGGCUUGAAUUUCAGGAUCGUGCGGCUAGACUCGGAAAGUCAGUUAGUAGACUGAUUGUGGUGGCCUCACUCAUCGACAAACCAACCAAUUUAGGAGGCUUGUGCCGGACCUGUGAGGUGUUUGGAGCUGCAGCACUUGUCCUGGGCAAUCUGCAGUGUGUCAGUGACAAGCAGUUUCAGCACCUCAGUGUCUCUGCAGAACAGUGGCUUCCUCUGGUGGAAGUGAAACCAGCUCAGCUAAUUGAUUAUCUGCAGCUGAAGAAAGCAGAAGGUUACACUGUCAUUGGGGUGGAGCAGACAGCCAGAAGUUCUGACCUGGCCCAGUACUGCUUUCCUGAGAAGUCGCUCCUCCUGCUGGGCAAUGAACGUGAAGGAAUUCCAGCAAACCUGAUGCAGCAUUUGGAUGUGUGUGUGGAGAUCCCGCAGCAGGGCGUCAUCCGCUCACUGAACGUGCACGUGAGCGGAGCUCUGCUCAUCUGGGAGUACACCAGGCAGCAGCUGCUCAAGCGUGCAGACCCGUCCUGACGCUCGUGCCGUACCUGAGAUGAGUCAUGGUGCUACUGAGACUGCUUUUUACAACUCUGUGGACUAAUGAAAUAGAUUCUGAAAUUUACUGGGAUGAUUUGUAUUGUUUUCUUGCAUUUUAAUGCCAAAACUUUCUCCUGUGCCUUAAAAAGAUGACUAUAUAUUGUGAUAAACACUUAGGGCUAAAUUGUGUUAUUGCUUCUUUAAUAAAAUGUUUUAAGCAGUUUUUGA
Chinchilla lanigera (long-tailed chinchilla) is the source of this 4340-nucleotide messenger RNA. RefSeq names its product TAR (HIV-1) RNA binding protein 1 (gene Tarbp1). The record is from RefSeq and is a predicted model, not a curated record. Gene Ontology annotation, biological process: tRNA methylation. Gene Ontology annotation, molecular function: RNA binding; tRNA (guanine) methyltransferase activity. Lineage: Eukaryota; Metazoa; Chordata; Mammalia; Rodentia; Chinchillidae.